This is a messenger RNA of Pantherophis guttatus, 2954 nucleotides long. RefSeq names its product ORMDL sphingolipid biosynthesis regulator 1 (gene ORMDL1). The record is from RefSeq and is a predicted model, not a curated record. Gene Ontology annotation, cellular component: endoplasmic reticulum membrane. NCBI's taxonomy places the organism in Eukaryota, Metazoa, Chordata, Lepidosauria, Squamata, Colubridae.
GGUGGUGUGCGUGGUGGCGGAAGGUGUGUUGCAGCGCAGGGACCGGCUGAAGACAAAGCGGCUGCGCUUGGAUGGGGAAAACAAUGCCGUAGCUCGGCAACCUUGAACGCGCGGGCAGUCGGGCCUCUCUGCUUUCUGCUCGCCCGAAGCCCUAAUAAGAAUAAUAAUCCUUAUUUAUUGCUUUUUUAAAAAAAUAUUAAGCACCAUUGCAAUCGGGUUUUUAAAAGCACGAUUUACGCUUGGUUUUGCCCGAUUGCGCCUGCUUGGCGUUUUCCGAAAAAGGAGCAUAGCGAGCAGACUUUGGCUUUUCCUAUGGUCUUGGCAUCUGCCGCGAUUAAUUAAAGCAAAAAAGAUGAAUGUUGGGGUUGCUCACAGCGAAGUCAAUCCCAACACGAGGGUCAUGAACAGUCGAGGAAUGUGGCUCACGUACACCCUUGGAGUUGGUUUGCUUCAUAUUGUCUUGCUCAGCAUUCCUUUCUUCAGUGUUCCAGUGGCUUGGACCUUAACCAAUAUUAUUCAUAAUUUGGGAAUGUAUGUAUUUUUGCAUGCAGUAAAAGGAACACCUUUUGAAACACCUGACCAAGGUAAAGCAAGAUUGCUGACACACUGGGAACAGCUGGAUUAUGGCGUACAGUUUACAUCUUCACGAAAAUUCUUCACAAUCUCACCAAUAAUUUUGUAUUUCUUGGCAAGCUUCUACACCAAAUACGACCCAACACAUUUCAUUCUGAACACCUCUUCUCUCUUGAGCGUGCUUAUUCCCAAACUGCCACAGCUGCAUGGAGUUAGGAUCUUUGGAAUCAACAAAUAUUAAGCAGGAGGUGGGCAGUAUGAGAAUUCUGAUCAAAAUAUGGCCUGGUUUGAUCCUUGUCCUUGACAGAAGGAACAGCCUAUACUAUGUAUUAUUAGAUAAGUUUCACAUCUCUUUGAAGACUCUAGUGCAAAGAUGCUGAUGCUGUUCUUUACAGGAGAAUCAGAGACCAUCAGAAGAUAUACUGAUCUUGAAGAGUCAUCUUUGGAGCACAGGUUUUUUGUAAAUAGCUGGGCAGGCCUAGCUUUCCUAAGGUAAACAGUAUUGACUGGAAAUAGGCUGAAGUAACAAGAGAAGCGAAAAGGGAUACGAAACAUUGUAUUGACUCACUGUUGUAAUCUUUUACAAGUAAGUCAGCAACAGUAAGGAAGGAGUAGAGGGGAGGAAAUAGCGCAAUUCUUUGCUUUACAGACUUCAAUCAGUUAUCAUUUGGGGUCAUUUGUUUGUUUGGCUAAUUUGAGGGCACAAUUUUUCUACCCAGCUUGAGGUGUUAUAAAGUUAAUGAGUUGCUGUGAUUUUCAUGCCUUAUCUAUUCAUGAGUCUUUUAAUCAGAGUGACCUUUCCAGUGUAAGAUCUUUGAACUCCAGAGAAUGACAUGUCAACUUUUCAGGGGUUUUAUAUACAAUUAAACUGAUUGGUAUCAUACGACUUGUUUUCCAGAAGUAGGUGGUUUUUCUCAUUCCACUGUAUCUGAAAAAAACUUUCCUCAUAAAAAGAAAAUUCCUAGUCUCAGAAAUAGCAAGCUACUAAAUAGACUGGAAUCUCUGGCCUAUUAGUUCACAAUGAGAGCUGUAAUCUGUUAGGAAAAUUCUAGGAAAGGUAGUAAUUUUGAAUAGAAACUUUAUGUAACAAGAAUUUCAAACAUCAAGCAGAGCAUAACUUGUUCUCAUUGUGGAGCAGAUUUGAAAAUGAUUUGGAAGAAGUACUUUGGGCCUCAUAGAAAUGCAGCACUUCACUUUUCAUUAUAUAGUAAUCUGAGUAUUCCAAAGCAAGACUAAAAUAAAUGCCUCUGCUUUAUGGAAUCCGCUCAUUAAAUUUAAUGUGACUUAUAAAGUGAUCCAUGGGGGAGCAGUAUAGAAGGAUGAACAGCUUUCACAGAUAAUGGAGAAAUAGUGUGUUUGACUGAGGUCUGCUAAUGCUUCCUCCGGAUCGUUUUCAAAGCAUGCACAAUCCAAUCACUGUUUCUGCAUCGAAAAGAAUUUAGUACCGUGUUUCCCUGAAAAUAAGACUGUCUUAUAUUUUUUUUGAACCCUGAAAUAAGCGCUUGACCUUAUUGCCAUGCGCUCAACAGCCCGAUUGGGCUUAUUAUCAGGAGAUGUCUUAUUUUGGGGGAAACAGGGUAGGAAUUCAACACAGAAUUGUGUUUUAUAUCUAGCAUUGUUGAGUUUUGGAGCCUUUUAAGGUCCUAGUUUCGAAAAUGUUCGAUCUUGCCUAAUGUUGACAGCAGAAAAAUAAUGGGUUAUUGAACAUGAUUAAACUAACCAGUAGUAGCUCUGCUUAGCUGCUUCUCUACCCACAAAGACCCUUGAAGUUAGUGCAGUGGUGAUUAUGUCCUCCAAGUAAGAACUGGCUUCUUUCAGGUAAUUAGUUUCUCCCUGACCUUGCUUUCUUGAAAAAUAUCUUUUUAAAAUAUUCAUGUUUUAUAAUAAUAAACUGAAUGACUUUGAACUGAUCAUAUGUAUGAGUCACUGUAAGUAUAGUUCACUGUGAUAAACAGCACUGUACAAAUUGCUGUUAAACUCUGUAAAUAGAAUUAGUGAUAAUGUAGCAAUUGUAUUUUAUUAAUUGUAUGCAGAACUGAGUAAGAAGCCUUUUCAAUAGUUAUAUAAGACAUUGAUGUGGUAGGUUAACCCCCCCCCCUUCACCAGUCUACGGUAGUACAUGAUUUUUAUGCUUUACUCCAAUUAAAAUAAUUUGUCCUGAAAAAAAAAUGAAUUUAUUUUAAAAUCGAACGAUGAAAUAAUUUUAUUCAAUGAGAUUUUAAAGCAGGUUAUACAGCACUUAAGAAAUACCUAAUGUAUCAAAUCAUGCUUGCCUCUUAUGGGAGUUAUGUAUCUGAAAUGCAGUUCCUUGACUCCCAUUUAUUUCUGUUCCAAGCUCUGAAUAAUGAAAUAUUUCCUCAGUAAAAACUGAAUUCUGCUAA